Cornus florida is the source of this 7221-nucleotide messenger RNA. Its product is annotated as kinesin-like protein KIN-12F. Gene Ontology annotation, biological process: microtubule-based movement. Gene Ontology annotation, molecular function: microtubule motor activity; ATP binding; microtubule binding. The annotation marks the transcript as partial. Lineage: Eukaryota; Viridiplantae; Streptophyta; Magnoliopsida; Cornales; Cornaceae. The record is from RefSeq and is a predicted model, not a curated record. The transcript has 23 exons.
AUGUUGCGGGACUUCAAAUUCUUACGCCGGAAUUCGGGUAAGAAUUCAAACGCAGAGGAAAUCGAGAAUGUGCCCAUAAACCCUAGGUAUUCGUUGGGUAAUCAGACCGGAACGGAUUCGAACAGGGCCCCGUUGAACGCAAUUCAAGAACCGGCCUCGAAUUCUAAAGCUGUGGUAGAGAAAGAGGUGGGUGUUAGGAGCACUAAGGUUGAUAAAACACCCACUAAGGUCAAGCGCAAAAGCUCUGAUAACACAAUGUCGCUUUCCACGCCGGAGAAACAAGGAGCUCAGGCGAAGAGUCGAUUUGGGUGGGUGCCGAAGAACGAAUCAAGCUCGAAUGCAAUUGAAUCACACGAUGAUGGGAGGGCUGAUAUGAGCCACUAUAUGAGCCAAUCGAGUCGUGUGAAUGGGAAUGGGGUUUUUGCCGGCAUGACUACUCCUCAGUCGAAUAGGGUUAUGGGGAGAGCUAAUUCAGGUUAUUCGGAAUGCAAUUCGACACAGAGUACACCAACAAAGAGUGUAACCAAGCCUCCGAAUCCGGGACUUUGUCUAACAGGUGGUUCUCGACCUCUGUCUAAUGGAGGUGCUCGCAUGGGCAACUUUGCUGCAUUGUCAAAAGGGAUUCCAAUUUCUUGUAGUUCCUCAACUGUUGUUAAUUCAGUGGAAGUGCCACAUUUUGAUCUCAAAGAAGAUCCAUCAUUUUGGAUGGAUCACAAUGUACAGGUUUUGAUACGGGUCCGUCCUCUAAAUAGCAAGGAGAAAAGUACCAAUGCUUAUAGUAGGUGCUUGAAGCAGGAGAGUGCACAAUGCAUCACUUGGAUCGGGCAACCAGAAACUCGAUUUACAUUUGACCAUGUAGCAUGUGAAACCAUAGACCAGGAAACGCUUUUCAGGAUGGUUGGUCUGCCUAUGGUGGAGAAUUGCCUUUCUGGAUACAAUAGCUGUGUGUUUGCCUAUGGGCAGACAGGAAGUGGGAAGACAUAUACAAUGCUUGGUGAGAUUGAAGAGUUAGAAGUCAAGCCCAGUCCAAAUCGUGGAAUGACACCACGCAUAUUUGAGUUCUUGUUUGCAAGAAUAAGAGCUGAAGAGGAAAGCCGAAGGGAUGAGAGAUUGAAAUACAACUGCAAGUGCUCUUUCUUAGAGAUUUAUAAUGAACAAAUUACUGAUCUCCUUGAUCCUUCUUCUACAAAUUUGCUACUGCGGGAGGACAUUAAGACGGGUGUGUAUGUUGAAAAUCUGUCAGAAUUUGAAGUCCAGACUGUUGGUGAUAUUCUUAAGCUUCUGAGUCAGGGUUCUUCAAAUAGAAAAGUUGCCGCAACAAAUAUGAAUAGAGAGAGCAGUCGUUCGCAUAGUGUCUUCACAUGUGUAAUUGAGAGAAGGUGGGAAAAGGAUUCCACGUCUAAUCUACGAUUUGCAAGACUAAACCUUGUUGAUCUUGCUGGCUCUGAAAGGCAGAAAACUUCUGGCGCUGAGGGUGAACGUUUAAAGGAAGCUGCUAAUAUUAACAAAUCGUUAUCUACAUUAGGUCAUGUAAUAAUGGUUCUUUUGGAUGUGGCACAUGGGAGGACAAAGCAUGUUCCUUAUAGAGAUUCAAGGCUGACAUUUCUUCUUCAGGACUCACUAGGUGGAAACUCGAAAACAAUGAUGAUUGCCAAUGUCAGCCCUUCUAUAUGGUGUGCUGCUGAAACACUGAAUACUUUAAAGUUUGCUCAGCGAGCAAAACUUAUUCAGAACAAUGCUGUGGUGAAUGAAGAUUCUUCAGGAGAUGUCAUAGCAUUACAACACCAGAUACAAGUUUUAACGGAGGAGCUGUCUGCCCUCAAACGCCAAAAUGUCUCCAGAUCUCUAUCAUUUGGUGAAAAUCCCUCCAGCCAAAAGGCACUUGAAUUGGAUGAGCAGAGAACUGAUAAUUUGCUUGGAUCUGAAUCUAAAGGCAUUCUGAAAGUGUCUUUAAAACAGUUGAAAUCAUUGGAGACAACACUUGCUGGUGCCUUGAGAAGGGAACAGAUGGCAGAGACCUCAAUUAAGCAACUUGAAGCUGAACUUGAACAGUUGAACCGAUUGGUUCGUCAAAGAGAGGAGGAUACUAGGUGCACAAAGAUGAUGCUGAAGUUUAGGGAAGACAAAAUUCAACGAAUGGAAUCACUUGUUAGUGGUUUAAUACCCGCAGAUGCUUAUUUAUUGGAAGAGAAUGGUGCACUCUCUGAAGAGAUUCAGCUGCUUCGAGCUAAACUUGAUAGAAACCCAGAAGUAACUCGCUUUGCUCUAGAGAAUAUCAGGCUUUUAGAACAGAUCAGAAGAUAUCAAGACUUCUAUGAAGAAGGGGAGAGAGAACUGUUGUUAACCGAAGUAUCUGAACUGCGGGAUCAGGUCCUUCUACUAGCUCUUCUUCUUGAUGGGAAAUCAAACCAGAAUAAUCAUCCAAAAAUCAGUGCCACCCCUCAGGAAGCUAUACAUUUCAAUAAAGAAAAUGAAAUGCUCAACUUGGAGUUCAAAAGCACUCUGAAAGAAUUGGAAGAGUGCAGGAGUAACCUAAACUCUUGCUUGGAGAAUAAUGAAAAACUUAGUAGAGAAAUUGAUGAUCUACGUGCUUCACUAAUCAACCUCAAAACUGAAACCUGUGAUGAUGAUAGCAGUGUUGAAGUCAUAAAGGAGUCCAUUAUCGAAGCUCCAUUGUUUGACAAUCGAUCACUUGUGGCGGUCGAAAAACAGAAGGGAGAGGCAAAGCAUGAAACGCUGAUGAAACACUCAGAAGAAGUCAUAAAUUUACAACUGGAGUUGGAUAUUCUAAAGAUUAUUCUUAAAGAAGAGAGGUCAUCUCGUGGCGAUGCAGAGCAGAUGAGGACACGGUACCUGGAUAGGGAUCUUGAGCUGACGAAAGAGAAGGUCUUAUUGUUGACCAAACAAUGUGAAGAUGUGAAGGAGGAACUCAAGGAAGCAAAAUCAGUUAUUGAAGCUCUUGAAUCCCAGCAAGUUCUGUCAAUUAAUGAGACAGAGGAUCUCAGGAACAGUAACAGCCACUAUGUGGAGCUUUUGAGUAAGCAGGAGCUUGAAAUUUCUGCAAUGAAAGAGCAAAUGUGCUUCCAAGAGUUAAAAGAUCUCCCAUCUUUCAAACAUUCAGAAAAUGAAGAUUCCCCUUUACAAGCAAAGUUGAAGAAGAUGCAAGGUUCUCUUGAAAAGGCCAAGAGACUGAAUAUGUGGUACCAAAGUGAUCGUACAUUUCAGACAUCUAAUGAAGAAGAAAUGGAUGAAGUUCGUAAGCAGGUUGAGGCUGAGACUGCUGAGGUGAUAGUCUGCUUGCAGGAAGAACUGGCUGCCCUUCAACAGCAAGUUCAGGAUAGUAAAUUGAAAGAGAGAGAAACACAAGAAAGGCUGGUGCUUUUGCAAAAUGAGUUGAAGGAGCUUCAUGAAAAAUUAUAUCUCAUGGCUCAAGAUAAGAAAGAGUUGGGUGAAAGGCUGGAAGAAAAGGAUGACGAAUUAAAAUUGAAAGAGCUUUUGCAAACUGACUUGAAGGAGGAGCUUCAGGAAAAAUUAUAUCUCAUGGCUCUAGAUAAGAAAGAGUUAGGCGAAGAGCUUCAGGAAGAACUUGCUACUCUUCAGCAGCAAGUUCAGGAUAGUAAAUUGAAAGAGAGAGAAACACAAGAGAGGCUGGUGCUUUUUCAAACUGAGUUGAAGGAGCUUCAGGAAAAAUUCUCUCUCAUGGCUCAAGAUAAGAAAGAGUUAGGUGAAAAGCUGGAAGAGAAGGAUGACGAAUUAAAAGCAUUGUCUGAAGAGUGGGAACAAUUGACCUGUGAGAUUGAAUAUGUUCUUACUGGUGGGAGUGAGGCGCUUAAAGAUGCGUCUAAUCAGCUUGAUGUUAUUUCCGGUUCCUUUCCUCAGAAAAGAGCUUGUAUUUCUGAAAAAGUGGGCAGAGUGACAAAAAUCAUCUCUGAGAAGGAGCUACUAAUUGAAGAACUCAAUCAGUGCUUAGACGAUGCAAACAAUAGAAGAAGCAACAUGGAGUGCAUGCUGAGGUCUUUGAGAGGGGCAGCUUUAGUUAUAACGGAAGCACACCAGCAAGAGUGCAGUGAAAAGGAGCAAGAAAUCCUCCAGUUGACAUCACAAUUGAAAGCAAAAGCUUCUCUUGUAGCCGAGCUGGAAGACAAGAUUAAGGAGGAGGAAGAAGAAAUUAGAAAAGCAUCAACUUGUGCAACAGUUGCUUUUUUGAUUGUGAAUAGAAUGUCCGAGAUAAAUUCUGAUUAUCAUGAUGCAUUAAAGCAUAAGGAUAUCCAGCUUAGAGAAUCAAUAGGAAUGAACCUGCAGAAGGAUGCUUUUCUCCAUAAUCAGGCUACUGUAAUUGAUGAAGCGGAGACACAGAUUCAGUCUCUCAAAACGGAGCUGGAAGUGUCAGAGGAGAGCCUUGGUAAACUGAAACUGCAGCUUCUUGAGGAGCAGAAACGUGCUUGUGCUAUGGAACAGAAGCUUCAAGAAAUUGAAGAAAAUGACAUUUUAAAGACGAGAGAGAAACUUACUGAGCUGAAAUCUGGUGUUUCAACACUCAGGUCAUGCAUGGAUGAGUAUGUGGAGCAGGUUGGAAGUUCUGAAAAUGAUAAUACCUCUGUAAAUCUUGCUUGUUUGCCAGCUAAUGGCAAAUGUGGAGCAAGGACAGGUGCUGAAAUGAAUCAAGGCUCCAACAAGAUAGACUCACAAACUGUUGAGGACUUGAAAACUGAGAUUUCAGAGUGUACUUUUGAAGUACGCAAGAAUGUGAGUGAAUAUUCAUUGGAUCAUAAAAACUUUGCAAUUUCAGGAACUAACAAGGACAAGAAUGAUAGAGAUGCUACCAUUAUUCUUCUAAGAAAAGAAAUAGAAUCUGCUGUAGAAUGUUUACAAGGGGUGCAAUCUGAGAUGGCAAAACUACGCAAUGAGAAAGAAGAGGUCUGGAUGUCUGCAAAACAAAGCCAGGGGAGCAUUGAGUAUCUUAUGACUCAAAUACUCACCUUACAAACAGAUAUGAGUAGCUUCGAAAAACAACUUGUACCCAAGAUGGUGGCUAUAGAUCAUAAGCUCCAGAAAGUAGGAGAAACUGUGCAAGAAGCUGGCACUUGCUGGUGCCAGAAAGAAGAGUUGUUUGAGCUCGAACUUGGUGAUGCAAAGGUAGUUGCAGCCCAGAAAACUGCAGAGGCUUCUUGUAUUCUUUCUCAAUUUGAAGAGGCCCAAGAUACCAUGAAAGAAGCAGAUAUCAUGAUAAAUGAGUUGGUGAUAAGUAAUGAAACCCUGAAGCUUGAGAUUGAAGGGCUGAAGAAAAUGGAGGACUCCAUAAUCAACGAGAAAAAUAUACUAAUCAAUGAGGUUCAAAGUUUGCAAUCCGCCAAGGAUCUGCAGGAUUCGCAUUACAAAAACCUUGAAGAUCAGUUUGCUUCAGAUAUGAUGGAAAUGAGGAGGCUGGUUCUAGAACUGGAGAGUAUAGUCGGACAGGUCCAGACAACUUUCAAGGAAGACUCUUUGUCUAUAGCCUCUGAUUUCAUCUGCAUGAAGUCUCAACUUCAAGACUCAACAAUGUUAAUGCGUUCAUGGCUUGAGGACAUUUGGUCUGAGAUAAUUGUAAAGGAUUGUGCUGUGUCUGUGCUACACCUUUGUCACAUGGGAAUCCUGUUGGAAACAGUUACAGGGUUGAAUGCAGAAAAUGGUUUGCUUCAUCACGGGCUCUGUGAAUCAGCCUCUGUUAUAUCUGAGUUGAGAGAGCACAAUUUCAAAUCGAGAAAUGAGCUUGAAAUGUGUAGAAUCCUCAAGGGGAAAUUACUGGCAGAUAUUAAGAAUAGUUUCGAUCGCAUUGCAAGGAAAGAAGAUGAAACUGGGGAGCUUAGUAUCAAGCUAACCACUUUUGAGAAGAAAAUAUUGAAUUUACAGCUUCAAGAGGAGCUAAUGUUGCAAAGGGCUAACAAUAUGGGAUCUGAGCUUUCUGUUCUGACUAAGGAGUUGGACAUGAGUAACAGAAAUGUUUUGGGACCCAUUUUAAAUCAAGAAAAAUUGCUGAAGGAUAAAGAGGAAGUCUUGAAAUCUCAGGAGGAGAAUUUCAUGAUUGACCUGUCUGCAAAGGAUUUUGAAUUGCUUAUCUUGGCGUCAGAGUUAAACCAAGUGGAAGUCCAAAAAGCUAGUAUGGAAGAGGAGCAAACCAGUUGUUGUAUGGUCCUUGAGAACUUUAAGAAAGAGAUUAUUUUUCUCACCAUGGACGCAGAGAUAGAAAGAUGGAUCAUGAUGGAUGAGGAAGUUGAGGUUGUUAUUCUACAAAAAGAAGUUCAAGAAGCACAAAGGGAGAGGCAGGAGUUGUUGUCAAAGCUCAAUGAAAGCAAUUCAAGAAUUACACAUAUGGAUAAAGUUAACAAGACUCUUGAACAAGAUAUUCAGUUGUUGAAGGAUGUUUCAUGUUCAAAUGAUCACUUGCAAAGUGAACUUGGUGAAGUGAUAGAGGAAAAGAUGAGACUGUCAUCCCAGGUUAAAAAACUUGAAGCUGACUGUGAAAAGUUAAUAGAAGAGAUUAAGACAAAGGAAAGGGCUCUAGAAAUUUCUUCUAGCCAUAUCUCUGACCUUGAUCUCCAAAAGCAAAUGUUGCAUAAUGACAAAUGCUUGCUGGAAGCAUCGUCAUGCAAACUUCAAGCUGAGUUGGAGAUGAAAGAUGCGGAGCUAAGCAAAAUGAACUACCUUGAGGAGGAGAAUGAGUCAAUAAAAAGCGAGGUAAAGAAAUUGAAGGAAGACUAUUUUAGAGUUUUUCAAGAUUUGGAGGAGAAAAAAUCUGAAUGCGAAUCAUCUUUAAGUCAUAUAGAUGUAUUUGAUAUGGAAAACCGGAGGUUGCAAGAGAAAAUUUCUUCCUUAGAGACUUGCACUGGCAGUUUGCAGGCUCAUCUGGACAUGGUAAAUGCAGAGUUGACUGAACUCCGACUUUCUCAAUCUGUCAUUACAGAGGAGUUAUGCUUAAAAGGCCAGAAUUUGCAAAUCCAUGUUGACAGAGUUAAUACUUUGAAGCAAGAGAAUGUUUUAUUGAGAAAUGAACUCCAAUCUCAUGAGAAGAGUAAGUAUGAAUUCUUCAAUUCGUUGAGCUUCAACGCAGUGAAGGGUAUUGAUUCAGUGGAAGCAGUUGAAAUGGUGGGUACCAGAAUAAUUAAUGUGCUCAAUGAAAAGAGUGUGCCAUUAGAAAAGAUGGUUGAAGAGAUUUGCAAAAGCAUAGACGGUACAUCUAAAUUC